AUGGCUCGGCUCUCUGGUCUGCAAAGGGACGUUUUGUCUUUAUACCGAAAGUGUCUGCGGGAAGUCCGAAAUAAACCAGUGCGGUUCACUCCGGCUGAGACGGGCUACAGAACAGAAUUCCAAAAGCAUCGUUCGGUGAACAAGAAAGACUUUAGCGCCGUUGAAUAUCUCUUGCGCAAAGGCCAUCGACAGCUGGAGAUGUAUGCUUCCCCGGGGAUCCGCAAUAUCCGAUGA
Messenger RNA from Penicillium soppii, 234 nucleotides. Its product is annotated as succinate dehydrogenase assembly factor 1. Bases 1 to 234 code for a protein of 77 amino acids. The record is from RefSeq and is a predicted model, not a curated record. Lineage: Eukaryota; Fungi; Ascomycota; Eurotiomycetes; Eurotiales; Aspergillaceae. The transcript has 2 exons. Gene Ontology annotation, biological process: mitochondrial respiratory chain complex II assembly. Gene Ontology annotation, cellular component: mitochondrion.